Messenger RNA from Beta vulgaris subsp. vulgaris (sugar beet), 1963 nucleotides. Its product is annotated as DUF21 domain-containing protein At2g14520. The transcript has 10 exons. The record is from RefSeq and is a predicted model, not a curated record. Gene Ontology annotation, biological process: magnesium ion homeostasis. Bases 365 to 1756 code for a protein of 463 amino acids. Gene Ontology annotation, cellular component: intracellular membrane-bounded organelle. Lineage: Eukaryota; Viridiplantae; Streptophyta; Magnoliopsida; Caryophyllales; Amaranthaceae.
UUCAUAUUGCUAGUUGACAACACACCAGAAUCAGAAUGCACAAAAUUUUCCUCAUUCCCAAAACAAACAGCCAAAAAGUUUUUGUUUAUUCUGUUUUGAUAAACAAUUCUUAAACAUUCCAAUUUAAUCCUGCAUUAAUCUAUGGUGGGCCUUAAAGUUUUUCCUUAUAUAGUAAGCAAGCAAGAAUAAAGGGUUAAAGUUGUCAACUUCCAAUUCUGGAGGUUUCUAGUUACAAAAUCUGGAAAAAUACCCAUCUCAAUCAAAGCUGAUAAACCAUUGUUUUCUCUUUCAUUGUCAUUUGAUCAUCUAGGUAAAAGUUAACAAACUUUAGACCUCUGAAUUCAUUUACAGAAAAUAAAGUUGAAUGGCAGUGGAGUAUUCAUGUUGUGGGUCACAGUUUUUCAUAAGAAUAGUGAUAUGCAUCAUGCUGGUGUUGUUUGCUGGGUUGAUGUCUGGACUCACCUUAGGACUCAUGUCCCUCAGUCUUGUUGAGCUUGAAGUUCUUGCUAAAUCUGGAACUCCAUGCGACCGAAAAUAUGCUGCAAAGAUAUUACCUGUUGUCAAAAACCAGCACCUGUUGCUCUGCACCCUCUUAAUAUGCAAUGCAGCUGCCAUGGAGGCUCUUCCAAUAUUUCUUGACAGUUUAGUAGUAGCUUGGGGUGCUAUUCUGCUCUCAGUGACACUAAUACUCUUGUUUGGUGAGAUAAUCCCACAAGCUGUUUGCUCCCGGUAUGGCUUGGCAAUUGGUGCUGCUGUGACCCCUCUUGUAAGACUUCUUGUCUGGAUUUGUUUUCCCGUUGCAUAUCCAAUAAGCAAGGUGACAAACUUAUCAAUGUGUUAUCUACAUUUCGCUAUCCUUUUUCGGUUUAGCAGCCAGCAAAUAAGUAUAUUUCAUUAUUUCAUUAAUCCUUUUUUUGGUUCACUUCACCAGUUGUUAGACCUUUUGCUGGGAAAAAGACACAAAGCACUCUUCCGGCGAGCUGAACUGAAAACUCUAGUUGACCUGCAUGGAAAUGAGGCAGGAAAGGGAGGAGAACUUACUCAUGACGAAACUACAAUCAUAGCAGGGGCACUUGAACUCACAGAAAAAACAGCAAGGGAUGCUAUGACCCCUAUAGCAAAAACUUUCGCCAUUGAGAUUAAUUCUAAACUCGACAGGGAUACAAUGAAACUGAUAUUGGAUAAUGGACAUAGCAGAGUUCCAGUAUACUACGAGAAUCCUACAAACAUAAUAGGCCUUGUUCUGGUGAAGAAUUUGCUGACUGUUAAUCCAGAUGACAAUGUGCCGGUAAAGGAUGUCACCAUUCGGAAAAUCCCAAGGGUUUCAGAGAACAUGCCUUUGUAUGACAUACUCAAUGAAUUCCAGAAAGGCCGUAGUCACAUGGCUGUUGUCAUUAGAAAAAGUCGCUCAGAGCAGUCAACCAGCGACUAUCCACUUGAAGAAUCAUUGACAGAGGUGAAAGUGGAGAUAGAUGGCGAUAUGCAGUCUCAAGAAAGGCAAUUGAGGAGCAAAAGAUCACUGAAGAAGCUGAAGAGCUUGCCUAAUACUACCUAUGAGCUUCAUAGAGAAACUUCAAAAGGUAAAAAGUGGUCCAAAAAUGUGGACUCCGAAAUAUUGGACCUCAACCAGAAACCACUUUAUGAGUUAUCAGAAGAUGGAGAAGCUAUUGGCAUAAUCACAAUGGAAGAUGUCAUGGAAGAACUACUACAGGAGGAAAUAUAUGAUGAGACUGACCACAGACAUGAGAGUUUAUAACACAGGUUCAGGCGAAAACGUAACCGAUUUAGAAGCCGAGGUGUAUUUUUUAGCCACACAGUUCUAAUUGCUUUCCUCCGACAAGAAAUGAAAUCAUAUUUAGAAGUAAUAUCUUGUCAUUCUGGAUGGAUUUACCUUGAAAUUUUGAGCUAGUAUUGGCUUUUGAAUUUCAAUUACGAUCGCGGCGAAGUGCCCUUGCCAACAUUA